This is a messenger RNA of Plasmodium gonderi, 651 nucleotides long. RefSeq lists its product as hypothetical. Gene Ontology annotation, cellular component: NatC complex. Gene Ontology annotation, biological process: N-terminal peptidyl-methionine acetylation. NCBI's taxonomy places the organism in Eukaryota, Apicomplexa, Aconoidasida, Haemosporida, Plasmodiidae. Gene Ontology annotation, molecular function: protein-N-terminal amino-acid acetyltransferase activity. The transcript has 6 exons. The coding region runs from base 1 to 651 and encodes 216 amino acids. The record is from RefSeq and is a predicted model, not a curated record.
AUGGAUAAAGCAAAAAAUGAAAAAGUUCAGAAUUGCGCAAGUUCUUCGUCCCUAGGUAUAAAUGAAUUAAAAUUAGAAAAACUCGAUGACAAAACAAGGGAAAAACAGUGUUCCCACAAUAAUCAUGACAGUCUUGUAAACAAAAAUACCAUUUACCAAACAGCCGUUUUUAAAAACAAGCAAAUUGAAAUUUAUCAAUAUAAAACAUUUCCAAAAAAUUAUCUCAAUAGUGUGUAUGAACUUCUGGGAAGUGAGUUGUCUGAGCCCUAUAAUAUAUUUUUACUUAAAACAAUUUUAAAGAAUUAUAGCGAAAUCGCACUCAUGUGCUUAUAUGAUGAACAGUGUGUUGGAACAGUGAUAAACAAGAUUACGACGAAGUGUAAAAAUGACGAACUAACUACAUUUGGAUAUAUAUGUAUGAUAGCAGUUCACAAGUCUCUUAGAAGUUGUGGCCUAGGCACAUAUUUGUUAACUGAAAGCAUAAAAUUAAUGCAAAAUUUGUAUGGCAUAAAUGAGGUUCAACUUGAAGCAGAAGCAACAAACAAACCAACAUUACGUUUCUACGAAAAAAACGGAUUCAUUAGAGUAAAAAGAAAGCCUUAUUAUUAUUUAAGCGGUGUUGAUGCCUUCAAAUUAAAGAAAAGAAUAUAA